AUGGCCGGAGGCAAGGGCAAGUCGUCUGGAGGCAAGAGCUCCGGCGGUAAGACGAGCGCCGACGGAGCCAACAAGAAGCAGCAGAGCCACUCUGCCCGAGCCGGUCUUCAGUUCCCCUGUGGCCGUGUCAAGCGUUUCCUCAAGCAAAACACCCAAAACAAGAUGCGUGUGGGCGCCAAAGCCGCAGUUUACGUCACCGCCGUUCUCGAGUAUUUGACUGCUGAGGUUCUGGAACUGGCAGGCAACGCAGCCAAGGAUCUCAAGGUCAAGCGCAUCACCCCUCGCCAUCUCCAGCUGGCCAUCCGAGGUGACGAAGAGCUCGAUACCCUCAUCCGCGCCACCAUCGCCUUUGGUGGUGUCUUGCCGCACAUCAACCGCGCCCUCCUGCUCAAGGUCGAGCAGAAGAAGAAGGCAAAGGCCCUGGAAGCCUAA
Messenger RNA from Trichoderma gamsii, 432 nucleotides. RefSeq names its product histone H2A.Z. The transcript is spliced from 3 exons. Gene Ontology annotation, molecular function: DNA binding; structural constituent of chromatin; protein heterodimerization activity. The record is from RefSeq and is a predicted model, not a curated record. Bases 1 to 432 code for a protein of 143 amino acids. Gene Ontology annotation, cellular component: nucleosome. Lineage: Eukaryota; Fungi; Ascomycota; Sordariomycetes; Hypocreales; Hypocreaceae.